Messenger RNA from Apodemus sylvaticus (European woodmouse), 1585 nucleotides. RefSeq names its product splA/ryanodine receptor domain and SOCS box containing 3 (gene Spsb3). The record is from RefSeq and is a predicted model, not a curated record. Gene Ontology annotation, biological process: proteasome-mediated ubiquitin-dependent protein catabolic process. Gene Ontology annotation, molecular function: protein binding. The transcript has 7 exons. Lineage: Eukaryota; Metazoa; Chordata; Mammalia; Rodentia; Muridae. The coding region runs from base 19 to 1500 and encodes 493 amino acids. Gene Ontology annotation, cellular component: SCF ubiquitin ligase complex.
CCUUCGGCUGCCGGGCCAAUGCAGCGCGGGGGCGGGGAUUGUUUGCGUCGCGGCCGGAACGGAAAGUGGGUCAGCGCCGGCCGAGCGCGUUGGUCGCAGGUGAGCCGUGCCGGCCCAGCCCGGCCAGGCCCGGCGGGCGGCGGGUUGACCUUGCAGGCGGUCAAACCGGCCACCCGUUGUUCCCUGGCGGUGGCGCUCGGGAGUCUGGGCGGGGGCCUCGGAGUCAGUAGCGAGAUUCGCGAGCCUCUGGCGAGGGAAGUAAUCUCCAGCCCUGCGGAGGCCGAGCGUAGUCACGUCCAGGGACAUCUCUGGUUCAUUCAUUGGGUUCCUACUGUGUGCUCUUGUCCUGCGCUCAGCCAACCCAACUGCUGUGCAGUGCUGUGCGCGGCCCCGCUCGGCUUCUUUGUGGAUGGCCGGGGCGAGGUCCUCUCCACUAUGGCCAGGCGUGCACGGAGUAGCAGAGCGUGGCACUUUGUCCUGAGUGCAGCCCGACGAGAUACAGAUGCCCGAGCUGUGGCUCUGGCAGGCAGCUCUAACUGGGGUUAUGACUCUGAUGGGCAGCAUAGCGACUCCGACUCUGACCCUGAGUACUCUUCCCUGCCACCAUCCAUCCCCAGUGCUGUGCCUGUGACAGGAGAGUCCUUCUGUGACUGUGAGGGCCAGAAUGAGGCUACCUUCUGUAACAGUCUGCACACAACACACCGAGGCAAGGACUGCCGUUGUGGUGAGGAGGAUGAGGAUUUUGACUGGGUCUGGGAUGACCUGAACAAGUCCUCAGCCACCUUGCUGAGCUGUGAUAACCGCAAGGUCAGCUUCCAUAUGGAGUACAGCUGUGGCACGGCAGCCAUUCGGGGCACCAAGGAGCUAGGGGAUGGCCAACACUUCUGGGAAAUCAAGAUGACUUCUCCUGUGUAUGGCACUGACAUGAUGGUGGGCAUUGGGACAUCGGAUGUAGACCUGGACAAGUACCACCACACGUUCUGCAGCCUGCUCGGCAGGGAUGAAGACAGCUGGGGGCUCUCCUACACUGGGCUCCUCCACCACAAAGGGGACAAGACAAGCUUCUCUUCACGCUUUGGCCAGGGCUCCAUUAUUGGUGUACACUUGGACACCUGGCAUGGGACACUGACCUUUUUCAAGAACAGGAAAUGCAUAGGCGUGGCUGCUACUCGGCUUCAGAACAGGAGGUUCUACCCGAUGGUUUGCUCCACAGCUGCCAAGAGCAGCAUGAAGGUCAUCCGCUCCUGUGCCAGCUCCACGUCCCUGCAGUACCUGUGCUGCUACCGCCUGCGCCAGCUGCGGCCACACUCAGGGGACACCCUCGAGGGCCUGCCCUUGCCACCCGGCCUCAAGCAAGUACUGCACAACAAGCUGGGCUGGGUCCUGAGCAUGAACUGCAGCCACUGGAAACCCCCGGUGCCCCCUGCUGGCACAGCCGUACCUGGUGCCGAGAGUCCAGAGACCAGGCCCUGUCAGAGGAAGCGCUGCCGAAGAAGCUGACUUCUUCCCUGGAGUGCAGAUACCUUUCUCUUUCUUGCCCUUCCAGGGCAGCAGGAGAGGGAAGAACUGAGGUCAAGGCUUUCCC